UUUCCGGUGUCAGCUAGAAAAUAUCAAGGAAACCCUGUCAGAUUGUGCCCCUACUUUUAACCUAACUUUCUCAGAAGCGUCUGCAUAUUGUGAUAGCCACAUCAAUGGCCCCAAGGAAGCGCAUCUCGAGGAUUGCACCGCGCAGUGCGGCGCCAGUGGAGCAGGUGACUGAGAUCAGCAACGGCCGCUCGGUUGCCACCCAAACCGAUGUCCAGGCUACGGGUCCACAGAAACGCAAGAAGGGCCAGAACAAGGUCAAGCCGCUGGCCCCGCACGUGGCCACCAUCCUGAUGCCGGCGCUCAAUCCACAGACACUGCCAGUGGCCGCAGCCGAAGAAGGAAAGGGGCAGUCGGAUGGACUGCCAUCGUUUGUGCCCGGUCCAAAUGAGAAGUCCUGCCAGGCGGUGGCCGACGGGAUCGCCGACCCGGGCGAUCGGGUCAUCACCCCCAACUCCGGCGAACGGCAGAUAAACUACCUGAAGUCUCUGGUGAGCAAUCGUCGCGAAGAGGCCAACCUGUGGGAUCGCAACCGUCUGGAAAUGCUGCUGGGCCAGAUCAACGGCGACCCUCCGCCGCGCUGGAACUCGGCCACCCAGAUGUGGCUAGAGGUCGACAGGCUGGAGCAGCGCAUAGAGGCCUACGACCGCGGGGAGCUGCCGGUUGCCAAGAAGUGCAAGGUGGACGGGGCGCAGGAGGAGGGCCACGACGAGGGGCAGGGGGAGGAGCUACAGGAUGAGGGACAGGAUGAGGGACAGGAUGAGGGACAGGAUGAGGUGCCGGCAGAUGGACAGGACGAGCGGAAGACUGCAGGAGGGACUUAGGAAGUGGAGACCUACCUUCACUGACACCUCUUCCCAUGGCUCACGGUUCACACUUCUCUACUGAUAGUAUCUCACAGUCGACAAAUCCAACAUUAGAUAUUCAAUGGCAACACACAACAAGCGGAUUAUCUCAUAAAUUUACUUACAAGAUUCAUUACUUGGAACCUUGAAAUUGGUCUCAGUCAGUAUCAAUCUUCAGAAAUGGAAAAUGCAAGCGAAUAGGUUUAUUACAAUUACAGUUGCAGUGAGUUAGAUGCACCAUUACAAAAGACGCAUGUAACCAUUG
This is a messenger RNA of Drosophila teissieri, 1107 nucleotides long. RefSeq lists its product as uncharacterized. The coding region runs from base 105 to 821 and encodes 238 amino acids. Lineage: Eukaryota; Metazoa; Arthropoda; Insecta; Diptera; Drosophilidae. The record is from RefSeq and is a predicted model, not a curated record. The transcript has a single exon.